This is a messenger RNA of Talaromyces proteolyticus, 5400 nucleotides long. Its product is annotated as putative polyketide synthase. Bases 1 to 5400 code for a protein of 1799 amino acids. Gene Ontology annotation, biological process: DIM/DIP cell wall layer assembly; fatty acid biosynthetic process. Gene Ontology annotation, molecular function: 3-oxoacyl-[acyl-carrier-protein] synthase activity; fatty acid synthase activity; phosphopantetheine binding. The transcript is spliced from 4 exons. Gene Ontology annotation, cellular component: plasma membrane; cytoplasm. Lineage: Eukaryota; Fungi; Ascomycota; Eurotiomycetes; Eurotiales; Trichocomaceae. The record is from RefSeq and is a predicted model, not a curated record.
AUGGCCGUCUACACCCCAACAUCCAGUUUGGGUUCUGACAGGGAGUUGCCAAAAAUGGAACUCAUAUAUUUCAGCAAUGAGUUUCCAAGGGACGAUCUGCAAGAUCUUUUUCGUCGCAUACACAACCAGAGUAAAGACAAGAGCCACUCGAUUCUGGCUCAAUUCAUAAAGGAGGCUACAUUGGCAAUUAAGGACGAGAUCCGGCACCUACCGACUGAAUUGAAACAAAUUAUACCACCAUUUGAUACUCUUUUAAGCUGGGCAGAAGACAAUGAGCUUCGGGAAGGUUCGAUGUGUGGUGCUGUGGAUGGCGUCCUUCUCAUAGUUGUUCAGCUAGCGGCAUAUAUUGGACAUAUCGAGAGCUUUCCCGAAGAAUUUGGCGAUACUACAAACGCAUGUCUUGCUGGCCUCGGAAUUGGCUUGCUGGCAUCGACCGCAAUUUCUUUAUCUUCGACGCUUGUCGACUUUCCCCUAGCUGGCGCAGAUGUCGUUCGUCUGGCAUUCCGUUUGGGUAUUCAUGUCUUGGCCGUAUCCGAGAAUCUAGAAGCUCGUGAUCUGUCAGAGACCCCAGAUACAUGGGCAUACGUGGUGCAUAAUGUCAAUCCCGAUGACGCCCAGAAGGAACUCGACUUCAUGUACUCUCGUUCGGAAAUUCCUGACACUGGUAGAAUUUUUAUCAGUGCUGUAAGCCGAACUUCGGUGACAGUGAGUGGUCCACCAACAAGAUUGAAGGCGAUUUUCAAUAAAUCAGAGUUCUUUCGAGAAACCAGGUUUAUUGCUUUGCCUGUUUAUGGUGGCUUGUGUCAUGCUCCACAUAUUUAUGGAGUGGCGGACGUUAAGAGCAUUGUUCAUGGGAGGCUUUUAAAUACAGUCAGUGCAAAUUUUUCACCAACGAUCCCAGUCUACUCGACUAGCACUGGUCUGCCAUACCCAGUCAAGACUGCCGGUGACCUUUUUGAAAGUGUUGUGACAGAACUCUUGACGAAGGCGAUCUAUUGGGAUAAUGUCAUUCGUGGUGUGGUGGACCGAGUUAAGGGAACUGCUGCCCCUGAAGCAGUACUGUACAGCUUUGGCAACUCCAUACCUCUCAACGACCUCAACACUGCGUUCAAAAAUGAUGUGCCAGAUGUCGAAGUCUCAAGUAACAAUCUGAUUUCCUGGGUCUUCAAACUAAAUCCUAAUGACACUACGCCCCGCAACCCAGCCCAGGCCAAACUUGCCAUCAUUGGUAUGUCAUGUCGACUUCCAGGAGGCGCGACAAACACAGAGAAAUUCUGGGAGCUCCUAGAGAAAGGUCUGGAUGUCUCACGGCAAAUACCAGCUGAUAGGUUCGACAUUGAAACACACUUCGAUCCUACCGGCAAGGACCUGAACAAGACCAUGACCCAAUACGGCUGCUUUAUCGACGAGCCUGGCCUGUUCGACGCCCCAUUCUUCAAUAUGUCACCCCGUGAAGCCCAGGUUGUGGACCCGCAGAUGCGCUUGGCUCUUGUCACUGCGUAUGAGGCGCUAGAGCGUUCUGGUUACGUUGGUAAUCGCACCGCUUCCACACGUUUGCAACGCAUUGGUACAUACUAUGGCCAAGCUGCCGAUGACUACCGCGAGGUCAACCAAGGUCAGGAGGUUAGCACCUACUAUAUCCCAGGUGGAUGUCGCGCUUUUGGGCCUGGUCGAAUUAAUUACUUUUUUAAAUUUGCGGGUCCCAGCUACAGCAUUGAUACUGCUUGCUCCUCUGGGCUUGCGGCGAUUGAGAUUGCCUGCCAAGCUCUUUGGAGUGGCACUGUUGAUAUGGCCGUCACAGGUGGUGUUAACGUGCUAACAAACCCUGACGGUUUCACUGGGUUGUGCAACGGUCACUUCCUCACCAAGGGACACAAUGCAUGCAAAACCUGGGAUGCAACCGCUGAUGGAUACUGCCGAGCCGACGGUAUUGGUUCGAUUGUGAUUAAGAGACUAGAGGAUGCAGAAGCUGACAAUGACAACAUCUUGGGCGUCAUUCUCGGUGCAGGAACAAACCAUUCCGCAGAAGCGGUCUCCAUUACUCACCCUCAUGCAGGCCAUCAAGCCUAUUUGUCUCGCCAGGUCCUCCGACAAGCCGGUGUAGAUCCCUUGGAUGUAUCAUAUGUCGAGCUUCAUGGAACCGGUACUCAAGCUGGUGAUCAUGAAGAAAUGCAGGGAAUUAUGGAGGUAUACGCGCCACCGACUAAGCGCCGCAGCAAGGAUCAACCUCUGCAUAUCGGAUCUGUUAAAGCGAAUAUCGGGCAUGGAGAAUCUGUUGCAGGUGCAUCGUCGUUGAUUAAGGUGCUUCUCAUGCUUCAAAAGAAUGCCAUUCCACCCCAUAUUGGUAUCAAAACAGAGAUCAACCCCAAGUUCCCCAAAGAUUUUGACAAGCGCAACUUGCAUAUCCCCUUCCAGAAAACCCCGUGGCCAAAAGUUCCCGGUAAGAAACGGCUUUUAGCUGUCAAUAACUUUGGUGCGGCUGGUGGUAAUACAACAAUGGUCCUAGAAGAGGGUCCAGAUCGCAUUAUUACAGAGAAAGACCCUCGUCCAAACCAUGUCAUUACAGUUUCGGCAAAGACUAAGGGAUCGUUGACCGGGAAUAUAGAGCGCCUUAUUGCUUAUCUUGAUGCAAAUCCAGAUACAAACAUCGCCGAUCUCUCAUACACGUCAAAUGCGCGUCGCUACCACCACAGUUAUCGUGUAGCAAUAGCGACCUCUGAUGUGGUACAUCUCAAGAAACAGCUAAACUCCCGCUUGGAAAAAGUUGAUUCGCUAAAACCUGUUGGCAAGUCCGGACCACCACCAGUUGCUUUUACAUUCACUGGCCAGGGCGCUUCUUAUAAAUCGAUGAGCUUGGAAUUGUAUCGCGAUGUACCGACAUUCCGAGAACAUAUCGAACAUCUUGACUCACUCGCUCGUGGACAAGGUUUUCCAUCUUUUAUUCCCGCACUUGAUGGAUCGCAUCCUAAAGACCAUGCGCAUUCCCCAGUCAUUACUCAGCUGGCAUUGGUCUGCACCGAGAUUGCUUUGGCCAAAUACUGGACUUCUCUAGGAGUCAAGCCAGAUGUUGUUAUGGGCCACAGCCUCGGUGAAUAUGCUGCGAUGCACGUGGCUGGUGUAGUCACUGCAAACGAUACUAUCUUUAUGGUGGGAUGCAGGGCUCAAAUGCUUGAGGAAAGGUGCAAGGUCGGCAGUCAUACCAUGAUGGCUGUACGAGCUUCUCUGGCCCAAAUAGUUGAAAGCUCUGCUGGCAAGCCACAUACGAUUGCUUGUGUCAACGGUCCUUCGGAUACAGUCCUUAGCGGUACCAAGGACCAAAUGGAUGACCUCGCUUCCGUACUGGGGGCUGCCGGUUACCGCUGCAUUAAGCUGGAUGUUGCUUUUGCAUUCCACUCCGAACAGACUGAUCCUAUUUUGGACGAUUUCGAGACCAUUUCAAAGACGGGUGUCGUUUUCCAGGAGCCAAAGUUACCAGUAAUCUCGCCAUUACUUGGUAAGGUCGUCUUCGACGGUAAAACUUUCAACGCAAAUUACGUCCGACGAGCAACCAGAGAGACGGUUGACUUUCUAUCCGCAUUAGAGAAUGCUCAAGCGAUAUCCACGAUUAGUGAUGAAACUGUAUGGGUCGAAAUUGGACCUCACCCAGUCUGUACCGGGUUUGUCAAGUCCACAAUCCCAUCUACUCGGCUCACAAUUCCAUCAUUGCGCCGUGGCGAGGACAGUUGGAAAACUUUGGCCGAGAGCAUGGCUGCAUUGCAUCUUGCCGGCGUUGAAGUUGGUUGGAAUGAAUUCCAUCGUCCCUUCGAGAGCAGAGUCAGACUUCUUGAUUUGCCGACGUAUGCCUGGAAUGAGAAGAACUACUGGUUGCAGUACAAGGGUGACUGGUGCUUGACAAAAGGCAAUACUUUUUAUACUAAAGAAAUUGCUGGUAAAGCCAAUUCAACACCUAAGUCACUUCCGCCAAGUGAAAUCCAGACAUCAACAGUGCAGCAGAUCAUUGAGCAGGAUUUCAAAGGGUCUGCGGGUACGGUGACAAUGCAGUCGGAUCUUAUGCAAGCUGAUUUCCUCGCUGCUGCCCAUGGACACAAGAUGAAUAACUGCGGCGUUGUUACAUCUUCUAUCCACGCCGACAUCGCCUACACUCUCGGUGACUACCUAUACCGCAAGCUAGUUCCCAAGGCCAAGGGAGUCAACAUGAAUAUUGUCGAUCUAGUUGUGACAAAGGGACUUGUAGCUCAAAGUAAUACCAAAGUGCCUCAGUUGAUCCGAGUGACUGCUGCUACUUCUGAUGUCCACUCUGGCGCAGUAGAUUUGACAUGGCAAAAUGUCGACAAUGACGAUAAUGUUCAUGAGCCGUUUGCUACCGCAAAACUUUAUUAUGGAGAUGCAUCCGAAUGGAUAUCUUCUUGGGGCCCCGUCACUCAUCUUGUUCAAGGCCGAAUCGAAACCCUCGAGCGCUUGGCCGUCGAAGGUAAAGCCAACCGCUUCUCGCGCAAUAUGGCCUACACUUUGUUCGCCAGCAACUUAGUUGACUAUGCUGAAAAAUACCGCGGCAUGCAAUCGGUUGUGAUGCAUGAGUUGGAGGCUUUCGCUGAUGUGCAACUUACCACGAAGGAAAGCGGGGUCUGGACGGUCCCUCCAUAUUUUAUUGACAGCGUGGCACAUUUGGCAGGCUUUGUCAUGAACUGCUCUGACGCUAUGGAUACAAAGAACAAUUAUUGCGUUACUCCAGGUUGGAAGUCAAUGCGACUUGCGAAGCCAUUGCUCCCCGGUGCUAAAUAUCGUUCCUAUGUCAAGAUGAUUCCGACAAUCGAGGACCCAACUGUCUUCCUGGGGGAUGUUUAUAUCAUGCAAGACGAUGUCAUCAUUGGGAUGGUUGGUGGUAUCCAGUUCCGUCGUUAUCCACGUCUCCUACUCAGUAGAUUCUUCUCACCUCCAGACAAAAUGGCAGCCAUGGAGGGUAAACCAAAAGCAGCUGCCCCUAAGGCCACGGCACCAGCACCAGCACCCAAAGCCCCCGCGACAGAGUCAAAGCUAGAAGCAUCUAUUCCUGAUUCCGAAGCUAGCAAAAAGGUCGUGCAGAGCCAACCCUCUCCUCCACCUCAGGAAGCUCCUGCCACUGCUACUACUGACACCGAUGCACCGUCAAUCGAGGCUGCAGCCGCUUCGGGUAGCGUCACUGCCAAAGCACUCAUGCUUAUUGCUAAAGAAGCGGCGUUAGAUAUCUCGGACUUGGAGGAUGAUGCCGGUUUUUCAAAUCUUGGUAUUGACAGUUUGAUGUCACUUGUCAUAGCUGAAAAGUUCAGGACGGAAUUGGAUGUUAAGGUCGGUGGCAGUCUCUUCCUGGACUACCCGACGAUUGGUGAUUUGCGGAAAUGGCUGGAGGAAUACUAUAGCUAG